AUGCGCUUGCCCACUAUUCUCGCCAUUUUUGGCGCCACUUGCGCCAUUGCCCUCUUGGAAGAUACCGGGCCUAGCGUAGCGAAGAUGGGGCUUUGUUUGAGGAAAUGCGGCUCUGAUCUUGAUUGCGAAACCUACUGUCUUACCGUGAGCAAUUUAUACAAUGCAUGGAUUUUGACUCAGGACUAUGCUAACAAGGUCGUUAGAAUGGGGUAG
This is a messenger RNA of Penicillium waksmanii, 213 nucleotides long. RefSeq lists its product as uncharacterized. The record is from RefSeq and is a predicted model, not a curated record. NCBI's taxonomy places the organism in Eukaryota, Fungi, Ascomycota, Eurotiomycetes, Eurotiales, Aspergillaceae. The transcript has a single exon. The coding region runs from base 1 to 213 and encodes 70 amino acids.